AUGGGAGUGAUGUUAGGUAGAAGCAAUCUUAUUGAUGAUAUUGAUUUGAAUGCGUUGAUUGUUGAAGAUUACAGUUCAUCAACUCCGGUUGAAUGUAAUCUCCCUAAUGGUGUUGAAUCGGAUUCACUAGUUUUUCAUUUUAGCUUCACUGUAGUGUCAGCUGAUUUCUUUUGCCUUGACUGGUUUUUGUUUGGUCAAAUGGCUGUAAUCCAUCUGCUGGAGGUGGUGGUACUUCUACAGAUGCCAAUGAGGACGAUUCAUCUAUUCCAGGUUCUUAUGUUUAGCUCUAAUCAAGAAUUGGUGGGACAUUCUGUUUAUUCACUUGAAGAAGCAUUUGAUAUGUAUAAUGAUCUUGCAUCUCGGAUGGGAUUUAGUGUUAGGAAGGGAAAACAGUACUACUUUCCUGGAACUCGGAAUGUGAAGUCGAAAAAGUUCCAUUGUUAUAAGGCUGGGUUGAAAGCAAAACAAGCGAGUGCUAAUAAGUGUUAUACAAAGAUAGAUACUCGGACUGGAUGUGAUGCAAUGUGUCAAUUUGACUUAGGUUCAAGUGGGAAGUGGGUAGUUACAAAACAUGUAAAGGAGCACAACCAUGAGUUGUGUCCGGCAUCUGCAAGCUAUAUGCUUAGGUCGCAUAGGAAUGUUUCUGUUGAUCAGUUGACAUACCUUAAAGAUAUGAAGAGGAGUGGAGUUCCAUUAUCUGAUGGUAUUCGGUUUUUAAAACAUCAGUCUAGAGGUUCACCAUUUGUUGGAUUUACUGCCAGGGAUGCUUAUAACACAAUGUUGUUAGAUUCGGCGAAGCAUUUAGAUGGGAUUGACUCUAACACUUUGAUUGAGAUUUUUCGGAAGAGACAAUUGAAUGAGUCUGGUUUCUUUUUUGAUUUCGAAGUUGAUAAUGAUGCUAGGUAUGAUUGUAUGAAUGUGAUGUUUGGUUGUGGCUUUUUAUUGAAUGAGAGGACAGAAUCUUUUGUGUGGCUGUUCAAAACUUUUCUACAGUCAAUGGAUGGUAGGCAGCCACAAACAAUAAUGACUGAUCAGUGUUCUGCCAUGGCUGCUGCAAUCAUGCAAGUAUUUCCAAAUUCAAAACAUAGGUUAUGUAUUUGGCACAUUGGGGAGAAUUCAAAGAAGCACAUCAAAGGAUUGAGAAUGCAAAAGGGUUUCAUAGAGUUGUUUAAUUUUCUGUUAAAGUAUAGUGAUACAGAAGCUGAAUUUGAAUUUUACUGGAACAGUGUGAUUUCUAAGUGGAGGAGUAGGGAGAGUGGUGAAGAUGUUCGCUGUUUUCAAGGUUUGCCAUCAAUGGCUAUGAAUUACGUGAAGUUACUUUCACAUGCUAGAGAAGUUUACACUAUUGAGAUAUACUUUUUAUUUGAGGAACAGUUCUUGAAAGGUUCUUCAUGCCAUCAAGAUUUGGUGGGGGUCAGUGGUGAGGUAAUGAAAUAUCAUGUUUGGCGUCCUGAUGUUGAUUUGAUUCGUCAUGAGGUUUGUUUUAGUGUUAAGGACUUGGAUAUAUCAUGUAGUUGCAGGUUGUUUUCAGAGAUGGGUAUUUUGUGCUCUCAUUCUCUUCGCAUUUUAAAUAUUCACUGUGUUGCAACAAUCCCUGAUAAGUAUAUUCUUAAAAGAUGGACUAAAAGGGUUAUUGAAGACAUGACAGUAGAGAAUGUUUGUGGUGUUACUUCAAGUGGUUGGGUUAUACAAAUUGGUAGAAAGUUUCAGCGGUUGGUUUUAUCUAGUCAAGACAAUUCUAAAGCUCGGGAAGCAUGUGAAGAUGCCUUUCAAAAUUCCAAGAUGAAGAUUGAAGCUAAAAUUGGUCCUAUUUUCUUUGAAGAUGGUGAACAAACCACAGAUGGUGUUAUACAAAAUCUAUCACGUAGUAGGCCAAAAGGUGAACGCAACAAACGGUUGAUUAGCACAAUAGAAAAGAAGUAUAAAUAUGCAAGAGGACGAAUGAAUUAUUCAAAGUAUGUCGAGUUGAAUACAAAGGCGGCUGUGAAGUCCUCUGUGCGAGAAUCUGUUUCUAGUAUGGUGGGCAGUGGAUAUUUGGUCCAUCCGUCUAGUGGUAGUAGCUCAAAGUUGGUUCAUUUUAAUCCAAACGAAAGUACUUAA
Messenger RNA from Ipomoea triloba (trilobed morning glory), 2100 nucleotides. RefSeq names its product protein FAR1-RELATED SEQUENCE 3-like. Gene Ontology annotation, molecular function: zinc ion binding. Gene Ontology annotation, biological process: regulation of DNA-templated transcription. NCBI's taxonomy places the organism in Eukaryota, Viridiplantae, Streptophyta, Magnoliopsida, Solanales, Convolvulaceae. Bases 1 to 2100 code for a protein of 699 amino acids. The transcript is spliced from 6 exons. The record is from RefSeq and is a predicted model, not a curated record.